Molecule: messenger RNA, 4670 nt
Organism: Pomacea canaliculata
Lineage: Eukaryota; Metazoa; Mollusca; Gastropoda; Architaenioglossa; Ampullariidae
Product: ras-like protein family member 12
Exons: 6
Coding region: 1442-2173 (243 amino acids)
Molecular function (GO): GTP binding; GTPase activity
Source: RefSeq, a predicted model, not a curated record
UCGUGGAGGUGGAGUAAAGCCCAGAGAAGUGUCGCAUGGGAGUGUGGGAGGAAACACAGUGCGGCCAGAUAUAAAGGGGGCGCGUGGAAGCGAUCCCCAGACGCAGGCACCAGACGCCAGAGGGAAGCAACUCCACAGACCGGCACGCGCUCUCUUCACGUGCCACGUAGCUGCGCCGUCCUGUGUUGUCUGGCAGCGCCAGGCUCUGGCACCGAGCGGCUGUAGGCGGGAGGCGCUUCCGCUGUGAGCGACGCCGACAGUCGGUUGCUGCAGGCGCUUCACCAGAGGUCUGUGUGGAGGUACGUGCGGUCGUCGACACGGGGUGUCUUCCGGCCACCGCCAACCAUCGCUACUACCACCACAGCACCAGCAACUCUAUCUUGCAGCUACAAGAGUUAAUUGUCGCAACUACAAGAGUUAGUAUUGUUCAGAAUUUUUGAUACGGUCCUUGUGGAAGUUUGUGCCGAUGCCACUUGAGUUCGUCUGUCGUGUGGAGUCUGAUGUAACCCUCCCCAUGACAACUUCACAGCCAUGGCCGAGGUCUCCGUGCACUCACUUUUGUGUCGGUUACUUUUUGUUUUGAAAUAAAACUGUACAAAUGUCCACUCGUACAGUCCGCUGUGUAAAUCUUCUCAGCCACCGUACAAACUGACCAGAUCCCAGGUAACAGCCAUGGUAUUCUGAUCCCAAGAUCCACAAUCGGGAGGAUUUUGAUGAUCAAGGACUUAAUCUCAGUGGAAGACUAUGUUUGGCGGAAGACAAAGUUUUAAGCAGAAGAAACGAGAUGACAUCAUUGACAGAACAGAGUGCACUGAUCCAUGUGAACACAUAAGAAGCGACACAUGCUACAGUAAGCACACCUUUGGCCACAGCAACAGGUAGUGAUAAUACAAGCUGACCACGAACAGGCACCGCUGGCAUACGACUACACCUGUGGAAACCUUUAUAAACAGCAACACGGUCACGUGUGACCACCACUGGAAGGAUUUGUUGCUAGGAAACGCCGCGCUUUUAUCUGUCAGCUCCUGUGAUGCGUGGCAACAUGGACACUUGAUGGUCAAGAUGGUCGCUUGUCUUCGGUGAGAGUCCACGCUGCACCGGCUGUGAGAGUCUGACGACCUCCUGGCGACACCUGCUGCAUCAGAAUUGUGUCUUCCUGGAGCAAAGCGAGGAGUCAGACCAGACCCCUGAUCUCAAAUGAACACUUCUGCCAUUCUGCAACGACAACCACCGACAAGCUCUACAUAAACAAAUAAACCAGUGUACGAUAAACAAGAGUUGGUGUCAGAACUCUCGAGAUCGCAAUAAUCAGGUGAAGAGGGUACAAAGACAAGCGAGAGAGUAACAGGGAUCAUUGUCUGGCCCCUGUCCAUGCUCAGCCUGCAGACAACACACUAGAACUUCUCCUGCAUCUGCUUCACCUGCACUGCACUAGGUUGCCAUGACAAUGAGUGCACGCAAGGCCUUGGGGCUUCAACGGUCCAACGGAACUCACGAGUUCAACAUCGCCAUUGUCGGUGCUCUGGGCGUCGGCAAGUCGGCGCUGACAGUGAAGUACAUGACGAAGAGAUUCAUCAUGGAGUACGACCCUUACCUAGAAGGGACCUACACAAAGCACGAGGACAUGGGAGACAGCCAAGACUGUCUUGUGCACCUGAUGGAUACCUGUGACAGGGAGGACAGCGAUCCCGCUCGGUAUCUGACGUGGGCUGACGCAUUCGUGGUGGUGUACAGCAUCACCAACAGACCCAGCUUCGAGACGGCACGCGCCUACCUGGAGAACAUCACGCACUACCUCAAACAGCACGAGCGUGACUGUCCGCUGGCUCUCGUCGCCAACAAAAUCGACCUGGAGCGUUACAGGCAGGUGAGCAAGUCGGAGGGCCUGGCCUUGUCCAGAGAAAUGAACUGUCUCAGCUUCGACGACACCACAGCCGCCGAAGACUGUGACGCAGUGUUCGAAGUGUUCCGGCGUUUAGUACGAAAAGUGUACACUGACCGCUGUGGGGGCCUGGCUGGUCAGGCGCUGUACAUCGAGGAGGAGAGAGGCUCCCCUGCCCAUCCCCUGCACGCCAGAACGAGGCCCAAGUCGCCCAAGGGGACUGCAGACAAGAAAGACGAGAAAAACCUUCAGAAGAAAAACUUCAGCAAAAUAUUCAAAAUCUUUAACUAGUCUGAAAUGUAGUGAAGAAUGAAUGUUAUUAUUGCUCGUCCACUAAAAAAAAAAUAAAAAAGAAAAAAAAACUGAGGUCGGCCUUGGGCCUUACAAAAAGAAUCUCUGCACAAAAACAAGAAAAAUUAUUAAAUGUGUGGCUGACAACUGUUGCCUGCUUACGAUGUUAUGAUAUAGACAAAGGGUGGAUGGUGUCACCAAAACAUUUUCUUGCUUACAUUCAAAAGAAGAGACCGUUUCAUUGCUCCUCUUAUCCCUUGUCGUGGUGGAAAUAUGUUAUGUAUGGCAAUUGUUUGAAAACUCCUGUUUCCUACAAAACUCCGGACAUGCUCUUCCGAAGACUUGAUUCUACACUUUAUUCCACACCUACGGGUCAACCAAUCAAACGGAUUGUUUCACAGAUUAACCUAACAGUUUCUUGAUCAGUGAACAGAACUGAACACCUUUAUGAUGUACGUGGAAUAAACUGAUCGAGUUAGUACAAUGAUAUCUGACAAAGUUGCUGUCUUGAACAAUGAAUGAUGAAUUCCUCUUCAUUACUGUUUAUUACAUUCGUUCUCAAAUGAGUGCAUCCGACUUCUGUGCUAAGGAAACGUCUGACUUUGUAACACACUUGAUACGAUGAACCACUCAGUUAUCUGCUUCUGCGGCCACCUGGGACCUUUACCUUUUGUGUAUGGCGCAUGUUCUUUGUAUAAUGUUUGUGAAAUUUGAAAGAUUGUGUGUAGGAAAGAGUUGUGCCUUAAAUGUCACGUGACGGAGAUCAUUUUCUGUCUUAUUUUGAUGUUUCAGAUGUGUUACGGUCACGUGGUGCUUAACGAUGUAAGAGAUGUCCUACUAGUCUGUGCCAUCUACUUUCAGACACUCCAGUGAGUGUUUGGGGAAGAGGGGAAAAUAUUCCCUCUGUUAAUACUUUUGUUGUGUUGUCAGUGUAGACUAAAAUAACAGUUCUUUUGCGUUGUGGUAUACACACCACUGACUUUAGUGCAAGUAACAGUGAGGGAGGGGAGACGAAGACAAUACAGCUUUCAAGUUUACAAGAAUAAACUCUUUGCUUUGAUGAUUGUCUCCCACUGAUGGCACUGCACGACAGACUGACAGACAUGGAGAUAACCAGGUGUGAGUGCACACAAGCGUGGGUGAGCUCGGGCUGAAUGCCAAAGUUCUGAGCACAAGGAGAGAUCAGUCCAAUGAACAGAGAUGUGUUGUGAUGCCCGUGAUGUCCGCAGACAAGAUCGAGGGUGUGCGAGGACAUACUCCACUGGGGAGAUAACUCCAUGUUUUAAAAAACCGCGACUUUGCCCAGAGCAUGGACCGACUGUCUGAAAAAAGUGAUUGUUUGUUUUAACGUGCUGCUGCCUAACAGAUUGUUGUUGAAGGAUAUGAGAUAAAGAUGACUGAAAAACUGUAGUCCAAAAUAAUGCUCAUUCCGUUCAUCUCUCUUUCCUCUCUCUAUUCCUUUCUUCUCUCUCUCACCAUUCUCUCUUUGUGCAAUAUUCAAGUCUCUCCACAUGCGCGUGCCAAACAAGGCUUUUCGUAGUACAUUUUUAGUGGAAGUUUCUGUAGUGAUUUGUGCGCUCAGCUUCGGAGCAGAAGGCUGUGAAUUCGAAACUUGGUCAGGCCGGUGACUGAAAAAAGCGAAAAAAACCGCAUGAACUAUCACACUGAUAUUAAGAAGAAUGUUAGGAACCGCUUUUCAUAUACCGUGCCCUAAACAGCAACUGCUCUUCCCUACCACAGAGCAUGUGAUCUUUCCCUACACCUGUAUCUUUCUUACCUGUCAGGCAGGUCCGUCCCAGCGACAUUUGUUCAGGUGCAGGUCUCUCUUUACUAUCGUGUCUCGGUUGAAUGGAGUGUGGUCGCGAUAGCUUAAUGGUGUAUAUACCGCAUUUAAAAUUAUAUUUUUGCGUUUUCGGCGUUGUUUACCAGAUGUACUUUGAUAUCUAUUGUUUUUCUAUGAACAAUUGCUGUUUGCGAGAUCCACGUUUUGUGUAAAUGCUGAGUUCCAGACAUGUGUUGGUGCUGGAAGACUGAAGCGCGUCUAUUUAUAGCAGCCUUGUCACCCACACACUACAAUAAUCACUCGAAAUAACAACAAAUCACGUGAUGGGACAGUGGUGAAUGCCGUGACCUCUGCACACACUGGGUGACGCUUGUUUGUGAAAAGAUGGUGUACAUUUUAUAGAUUCAGUUUCAGCCAAACAGCAAUUUGAUUUAACUGUUGAUAACUGUAUUUGUGUAUGUUAUGUUUAUAAAUAUCCGUUACGUUUCCCCCUCCACGCCCCUCAGCGACAGGUCAAGGAACUGACAGCACGUGAUUUGCACUAACCUCUGGUCAACAAAGCUGAAAAGCUACGUGAAAGCUACGUGGGUAUCCCGGAUUGCUGCUGUGGUGGCUGCUGUAUAUAUGCUUAUUGUACAACAAAACAAUGUGCGACACAUGUAUUUGGACAAUUUGCUUGUCAAGAUCGUAAAUUAAAGUCUUCUCUUUAUCAGC